UCGAAAGCAGUUAGUUAGGCCCUCUCCACCCACGCACACGCUGACAAUCACAACACGAGAUCUCGCGUACGCCUCACCCCCCAGGAGACCCUCGCACAGGCCUGAGGUGGACUCCGCGCGCCGGGGAACGCUUCUCAUACCCGGAGCGGGGGCACCUCAACUGACCAUUCAGACACCGCUGACCUAAAGCCAGAGGAAAGUGAGCCAGAAGUUCUAAGUUCACUGACAGGCCUGGGGACCCUGAAGAAACGUUCUGCAAGCAGGAACCGCGCAGAUGUUGACAGGACUGAAGAGAAAGACAGCGAGGAGGUGCGCGCUUCUCCAAGGGACUGCCGCGGAGACUCCUGGGAGCGGGCGCCCGCCUCGAGAGUGCGCAGGCGCACAGGACUGAGCCCAGGCCGGGAAUGAGGCUGGUAGGUUUUAGGGGCUCCGAGAGGCUUCAAAGAGUCGUCUGGGAGCUUCAGCCCAAGAGAGCAAACUGAGUGAGCGGAACCGGGUGGGGAGACCCGGGAGAAAUCCGGAAUCCGAGGCGGGCCUGGUAAUCUUGCAAUUUCAGGACUCUUACCUUUUCCAAAAGAAGAGCUCAAAACAGAAGGCUCAACUUGAAGCCAUGUCUAAGGGUGAACUAGAGGGACCAGUGUCACUGAAGGAUGUGACUGUGGACUUCACUGAAGAAGAGUGGCAGCAACUGGACCCUGCUCAGAAGGCCCUCUACAGGGAGGUGAUGCUGGAAAACUACUGCCACUUCAUCUCUGUGGGUUUUCACAUGACUGUGCCGCAUGUGAUCUGCAAGUUGGAAGAAAAGCUAUGGACAGAGAGAAUUUUUCCAAGUCAGAGCUACCUGAUAAAUCUCACUAAACAAAUGGAAAGGGAUCUCGGUGGUAAACAAGAGCCUACUCAGCAGCAGAAAGUUCAAACUCCAGAACGACCAUGUGAAUAUAAUGAAUAUGACAAAUCCUUCUUUAUCAAAGAAAAGUUAUUUUCAUAUAGUAGAGCUCACAAAGGAGAAAGAACAUUUGGAUACAAUAAGGAUGGAAUUGCAUUCAUGGAAAAGUAUGAUCUGGGUGUCCAUUCUCAUGAACUUAUGGAAAAAAAGCGCUCUGCAUACAGCAAAUAUGAAAAAUUCCUGUGCAGAAAGUCUAUUUUUAUUAUGCAUCAGAGAUCUCAAACAGAAGAGAAACCUUUUCAGUGUCCUUACUGUGGAAACAGCUUCAGAAGGAAGUCUUAUCUUAUCGAACACCAGCGAAUUCACACAGGCGAGAAACCCUAUGUUUGCAAUCAAUGUGGAAAAGCCUUCCGUCAGAAGACAGCUCUCAAUCUUCAUGAAAAAACACAUAUAGAGGGAAAGCCCUAUCUUUGUAUUGAUUGUGGAAAGUCCUUCCGCCAGAAGGCAACCCUCACUAGACAUCACAAGACACAUACAGGGGAAAAAGCCUAUUUAUGUCCUCAGUGUGGAAGUGCCUUUAGAAAGAAGUCAUACCUCAUUGAUCAUCAAAGAACUCACACAGGUGAAAAACCGUAUCAGUGUAAUGAGUGUGGGAAAGCAUUUAUCCAGAAGACAACCCUCACUGUGCAUCAAAGAACUCACACAGGAGAGAAACCCUACAUUUGUAAUGAAUGUGGGAAGUCCUUCUGCCAAAAGACAACCCUCACUCUUCACCAGAGAAUUCAUACAGGAGAAAAACCCUAUAUUUGUAAUGAAUGUGGGAAGUCCUUCCGUCAGAAAGCAAUCCUUACUGUUCAUCAUAGAAUACAUACAGGAGAAAAAUCCAAUGGGUGUCCUCAGUGUGGGAAAGCCUUUAGUAGGAAAUCAAACCUCAUCCGUCAUCAGAAAACUCACACAGGAGAAAAACCAUAUGAAUGUAAAGAAUGUGGGAAGUUCUUCAGUUGUAAGUCAAACCUCGUUGUCCACCAGAAAACUCACAAGGUAGAAACUAUGAGAAUUCUGAUGUAACAUUUUUGUAAAACUUUUAAGUCAUAAUCAACCCUGUAACUAGUGUUGCUUGCAAAUACAAUAACAUUCAGAAGUUUAAGAUGCUAUAUAAUAUGUUUACUACUUGCUGUCCUAUAAAACACAUGUGCACACACAUGUGCAUACAUGUGCACAAUUUCUGAAUAAAUUAAAUGAUGAGAAUCUUAGGAUUUAAAAAAUCCUAAAUUUUUUUAUUAGCUUCAGGCCACUUAAAUUUCUGUUAAAUUGCUAAAAAGCAUUCAAAUUGUUUAUUUUUAUUUCAAUAUUUGUCUUUUUGUGAACCAGUACUAAGCAAUUUCCUGACUGGAAGUGCUGGAAAGAUAUACUGUAAAUAGAAAUGCUUUAAAAGAAAGGAAGUAGGGUGAGGAAUAUAGCUCAGUGGCACA
Molecule: messenger RNA, 2358 nt
Organism: Octodon degus (degu)
Lineage: Eukaryota; Metazoa; Chordata; Mammalia; Rodentia; Octodontidae
Gene: Znf382
Product: zinc finger protein 382
Exons: 5
Coding region: 611-1954 (447 amino acids)
Biological process (GO): regulation of transcription by RNA polymerase II
Molecular function (GO): RNA polymerase II cis-regulatory region sequence-specific DNA binding; DNA-binding transcription factor activity, RNA polymerase II-specific
Source: RefSeq, a predicted model, not a curated record